Molecule: messenger RNA, 975 nt
Organism: Cladophialophora yegresii CBS 114405
Lineage: Eukaryota; Fungi; Ascomycota; Eurotiomycetes; Chaetothyriales; Herpotrichiellaceae
Product: transaldolase
Exons: 5
Coding region: 1-975 (324 amino acids)
Biological process (GO): carbohydrate metabolic process; pentose-phosphate shunt; pentose-phosphate shunt, non-oxidative branch
Cellular component (GO): intracellular anatomical structure; cytoplasm
Molecular function (GO): transaldolase activity
Source: RefSeq, a predicted model, not a curated record
AUGUCUUCAUCUCUUGAGCAGCUCAAGGCCACUGGCACCACAGUCGUUUGCGACUCUGGCGACUUUCACACCAUCGAGAAGUACAAGCCUCAAGAUGCCACCACCAACCCCUCCCUCAUCCUCGCCGCCUCCAAGAAACCCGAAUAUGCCAAGUUGAUUGAUCCUGCCGUUGAGUACGGAAAGCAACAUGGCAAGGACAUUGACGAGCAGGUCGAUGCCACACUUGACAGACUGCUGGUCGAGUUCGGCAAAGAGAUCUUGCAAAUCGUCCCCGGUAAAGUGUCGACCGAAGUUGAUGCUCGAUUCUCCUUCGACACCCAGAAGUCAGUUGAGAAGGCUCGCCAUAUCAUUGAGCUCUACAAAUCCGUCGGCAUCGACAAGUCCCGCAUUUUGAUCAAGAUUGCCUCGACCUGGGAAGGUAUCAAGGCUGCGGAGAUCCUGCAGAACGAAGGUAUUAACUGUAACCUGACCCUCAUGUUCUCCCUGGUGCAAGCCAUCGCAGCCGCCGAAGCCGGUGCCUUCCUGAUUUCCCCCUUUGUCGGCCGAAUCCUCGAUUGGUACAAGGCCGCGAUGAAGAAGGAUUUCCCCGCCCACGAAGACCCCGGUGUCAAGAGCGUGCAGUCAAUCUUCAACUACUACAAGAAAUACGGCUACAAGACCAUCGUCAUGGGUGCUUCUUUCAGAAAUGUUGGUGAGAUUACUGAGCUCGCUGGCUGCGACUACUUGACCAUCUCUCCCAACUUGCUCGAAGAUCUGUAUAACUCCCAGGACAAGGUGCCGCAAAAGUUGAAGGCGGAAGAUGCUUCUAGCCUGGAUAUCCCCAAGCGCAGCUACAUCAACGACGAGCCGACGUUCCGCUUCGACUUCAACGAGGAGCAAAUGGCCGUCGAGAAGCUCCGAGAAGGUAUCAGCAAGUUUGCCGCGGAUGCAGUUACACUGAAGGGCAUUCUCCGGGAGAAGAUCGAGAAGGCUUGA